AUGGCCUCCGCCGCUGUAUCAACACCCCUCAAGUCCCAUGCUGGACUCUUCUCCUCCCGGACCGCUGGCGGCCGCAUGCCCCUGACGCCCUCCCCCCGUCAGCGCACCGCCGCCGCCCCGUCCAACUACGACUCCUCCCCCUUCACACCAGAACGCCAGCCGGCCAACAACGGCGCCGAGCGCAUCUGCACAAAAUCCGUCUAUGGCGGCAACCUGUCCUCGCACUUUGCCCGUGCCUCCAAGUCGUCGGCUGCACACCGCGACUCGCCCAAGUCCAACAUUGCCCGCAGCGUUCCAACGCCGCGCAAAGCCCUCGAGCUCGGCGUCUCCGACUUUGCGCUGACCGGCACUGGCCAGCAGGCCAAGACCCCCUCGAGCGUCCGCAGCAAGAAGACAACUGUGCGGCAGAAGACCACCAAGACCACGCUCACCUACGGCGCCGCCGACCGCUUCAUCCCCAACCGUGCCGCCAGCUCUGCCAUCGCCAACGUUGGCUCUGGCAAGCUUGACUUUGCCGACCGCACGCGCCCGUCCAGCCGCACGGGCAGCGAGGCGUCCACCGUCCUGUCCUCGGCCACCGACGAUGCUCUGGCUGCCCUGGAGGCGCUGAACAUUGACGACCGCGACGACGACGACUCGGCCAGCUACUCGCGGCCGUCUCCCGGUUCGAUUGCCUACCAGGACUCCCUGGCCAGCGCCUGCGGCGUCAACAUCAACACGCGCAUUCUGCAGUUCAAGCCCGCGCCGCCUGAGUCGUCCAAGCCCAUCGACCUGCGCCAGCAGUACAACCGUCCCCUGAAGCCGGCCGGUGCCAGCGCGGCCCAGUUCCGCCGUCGCAUCGCCACCGCCCCGGAGCGUGUCCUUGAUGCCCCCGGCCUGGUCGACGACUACUACCUGAACCUGCUCGACUGGAGCUCUGGCAACCAGGUGGCCAUUGGUCUGGAGCGCAACGUCUACGUCUGGUCGGCCGACGAGGGCUCGGUCAGCUGCCUGCUCGAGACCAGCCCGGACACGUACGUUAGCAGCGUGAAGUGGUCGGGCGACGGUGCCUACGUCGGUGUCGGCCUCGGCUCAGGCGAGGUCCAGAUCUGGGAUGUCGCCGAGGGCACCAAGGUCCGCAGCAUGUUCGGACACGACACGCGCGUUGGUGUCAUGGGCUGGAACAAGCACCUUCUCUCGACCGGCGCUCGCAGCGGUCUGGUCUACAACCACGACGUCCGCAUCGCUGAGCACAAGGUGGCCGAGCUCGUCUCGCACACGUCCGAGGUCUGCGGCCUGGAGUGGCGCUCGGACGGCGCCCAGCUCGCAACGGGCGGCAACGACAACCUCGUGUCCAUCUGGGAUGCCCGGUCGCUGGCUGUUCCCAAGUUCACCAAGACCAACCACAAGGCUGCCGUCAAGGCUCUGGCCUGGUGCCCCUGGAACAUGAACCUGCUCGCCACGGGCGGCGGUUCGUACGACCGCCACAUCCACUUCUGGAACACCACGUCGGGCGCACGCGUCAACAGCAUCGACACCGGCUCGCAGGUCACCAGCCUCCGCUGGAGCACCAGCUACCGCGAGAUUGUCAGCACCAGCGGCUUCCCCGACAACUCGCUGAGCAUCUGGAGCUACCCCACGCUGGUCCGCAACGUCGAGAUCCCGGCCCACGAGAGCCGUGUCCUGCACAGCUGCCUGAGCCCGGACGGUCAAAUGCUUGCCACUGCUGCCGCCGACGAGUCGCUCAAGUUCUGGAAGAUCUUUGAGAAGAAGGCCGGCGCCAGCGCCAGCUCGGGCAGCUCGGGCUCCUCCGGCAAGGCCGACAUGGUCAAGCAGAUGACGAUCCGCUAA
Messenger RNA from Sporothrix brasiliensis 5110, 1830 nucleotides. Its product is annotated as cell division cycle 20, cofactor of APC complex. The record is from RefSeq and is a predicted model, not a curated record. The coding region runs from base 1 to 1830 and encodes 609 amino acids. NCBI's taxonomy places the organism in Eukaryota, Fungi, Ascomycota, Sordariomycetes, Ophiostomatales, Ophiostomataceae. Gene Ontology annotation, cellular component: anaphase-promoting complex. Gene Ontology annotation, molecular function: anaphase-promoting complex binding; protein binding; ubiquitin ligase activator activity. The transcript has a single exon. Gene Ontology annotation, biological process: anaphase-promoting complex-dependent catabolic process; positive regulation of ubiquitin protein ligase activity; positive regulation of anaphase-promoting complex-dependent catabolic process.